CCAUUAACGUUUCUAACUCUGUUGUGCGUUCUCACCAGCGUCUCUGUUCUAUGAGAACCAACAAAUUCCCCGAAGGAUGUCAGCGGUACCUGGAGGACAGAUCAGAUGGAUCUCUAUGAUCAUCAUCAUCUUUGGCUUCUGUGAUGCCACAAGGUUUUACCAUCGCGUCAAAGAAACGGUUGAUCAUGCGACUGCGGUGACGAGAUGUGCCGACCUUGGACUGACUUUGGCAAUACUAGAAUCGGCAACGUCGUGGGAGUCGAUGAAGUCUGUCGUUCCUGCUGAAGCCUGGGCGGAGUACUGGAUUGGACUCGACUAUCUGUCCGGCAGUUUUGGAUGGGCAGACAAAUCUCCAUUCACCUGGACACAGUGGGAAGUUUCAAAUGAGCCUAACCUCCUUGCCUCCGAGCAGUGUGUUGUCACCAAUACAGACGGCGGGUAUAGGUGGUACACCCGGUCAUGUUCCGAUAAAUACUACUUCGUCUGCAGCGUCGACUUGGUCGGCGAGUAUUUCACAGAAAUAUUCCGUAAAGCACCCCCGAAUGACCCUGUGACGUCGUUUCCGGUUGUCAACCGGAUGCACUGUGUGGCCAGCUGUCGUCGCGACCCUGACUGCUACUUUGUGACUGUAGAGGUCAGUGAUGGGGUCAGCACGUGCGGCAAGUACAACUUCAACACAUUCCUGGCCGGCCUGUCACCCUCACCACGUGACUCCUGGAUACCCGUGGACCCGUGACAAGCAAUCUGGACAUGAGAUAUGUCUCUUAAUAUAAAUCUGGCCUAGGGACUGAAUAUGUUUUAUCUUGCUCUACUCCUAGGUAAAUUGAAGGACUAAGCACAGCUCGAACUUCUUCUGUACAAUCCGUUACUGAUCGAAUAACCUUACAACACAAAAUCAACUAACGAAGAGGUAUCGUUAAAAACAACCCUUUAUGUCUGACCACUACAUAUGUCAACAAACAUUUUGCCAAGCCAGUGGGCAAACAUAUCGGUGCACAACCUUCUGAUAUUUGCACAGAGUGCACCUAUCGCUUUCAGUUAUUCUGGGCAUUUGAUUGGCUGAUUUUGACCACAGACCUUCACGGGACUACUUUCGCUACACUUAUUCGUUCAUAUCUCCGUCACAAGAACACCGUUUUGGUUCAUCCGGGACAUGCAACCAAACACAGGAUGCCAAAGGGAGUGUUUAAUUUGCAUUUUUGUAAUCAAUUUCUGAAGCACCUUAGCAGAAAAACAAUACCUUAUUUUAGAUAUGCAUAUACAACUGAAUAAACGAGUUUGAAAUCUUAUUAUCUUCUUCCUCAAACAUUUGAUCAUAUAUUUACGAUACAAAAGUCGUUCUAUACCCCUCUUUUAACUU
Haliotis rufescens (red abalone) is the source of this 1360-nucleotide messenger RNA. RefSeq lists its product as uncharacterized. The transcript has 4 exons. Bases 77 to 736 code for a protein of 219 amino acids. NCBI's taxonomy places the organism in Eukaryota, Metazoa, Mollusca, Gastropoda, Lepetellida, Haliotidae. The record is from RefSeq and is a predicted model, not a curated record.